This is a messenger RNA of Encephalitozoon intestinalis ATCC 50506, 930 nucleotides long. Its product is annotated as pre-rRNA-processing protein ESF1. Gene Ontology annotation, cellular component: nucleus. Gene Ontology annotation, molecular function: RNA binding. Bases 1 to 930 code for a protein of 309 amino acids. The record is from RefSeq and is a predicted model, not a curated record. The transcript has a single exon. Gene Ontology annotation, biological process: rRNA processing. NCBI's taxonomy places the organism in Eukaryota, Fungi, Microsporidia, Unikaryonidae.
AUGAAGGGGAAAGACUUGAAGGAAGAAAUAAAAGAAUCCUCUGGAGAAAAUCGAGUUAUGUUCGGAAAUCCUACAAAGAGGCUUGCCUGUAUUGGAAUGAAUUGGAGAAACAUAAAUGUCAAAGAUCUGUUUAAGAUCUUCAACUCAAUUCUACUGGGCUCAUCUCCUCUGAGUGUGAAGCUCUGUAAAACCAAGAUAGGAAGAGAACGUCUUGGAGACAACAACAUUUUUGUCAAGAGCUGUGAAGAGGGAAGGAUCGAUGAAUGUUACACUGCUGUUGCCGAAUUUGAGGAUGUAGAUGAUUCAAAGCACAUAUAUACUGCAUGCGACGGAGUAAGAUUAGGGAACUCGGGAAUGGUGUUUGAUCUGAGAUUUGUGCCGGACUCUCUUGAUCUUCAAAACGUAUGUGAUGAGGCUUUCAACGAUGACGGAUGUGAAGAAAAGGACUUUGUUGUCAGAGAGAAGAAAGAGGAGGAAGAUGAUAGUGAGAUAGAGUCUCGGCUUGAGAAAUUAUUCAAAGAAAAGGAAAUCAACUUCGACCUUGUCUCCGAGCUGGUCGACAUGUCUGAUGAUGAGAACAUUUCCGGCCUGCAAGACCAUCUGCCAAUUUCUUCGGAGAACGAGAAGAGCAAGUUCCUAGAGUCCAGCUCCGACGAUUUUAACGACGAAAUAUCGGAGGAUAAGGAGAUCGAAAAUAAGAAAGCCAAGAAGAAAGAGUCUAGUAAGAAAGACAUAGAAACCAUUCCCAGAGGAAAGCCAAUAGACGAGUGUGAUGGCUUUAUGUUUGAUCCAAAAGACAAAAGAUUCGAGGCAAUAUUUGAAGACGAAGACUUUGCCAUUGACCCCACACACCCCGAGUAUAAGAGAAAGGGCGGUUUGAAGGAGAUAUUAGAUGAAAAGAGAAAAAGAAUUAAGGAUAACAUUGAUUAA